AGGGGCGCUGUGGUCGGCGGGCGGCCGCUGACGUUCAGCAAAAGGUGCUGCUCCUCCGGUGCUGUAGGGGCGCUGUGGCCGGCGGGAGGCCGUUGAUGCGCCCUGACGCCUGUGUUGGCGGCGGCGGCGGCGGCGGCGGGCGAUGAGGCGGAGUCGGGGUCCGCAGUGAGAGUCUGAUCCGGCGCCGGGUUCCCGGCUCCCGCUCAUCUCUCCGGUUGAAACAUGACGGGAAGCCAAUUUAACAUCAGACGCUGGACCAGCAAACAUGUAGCCAAGUGGCUAAAGGAGGAAGGCUUCAGUGAAUAUGUUGAUCUUCUAUGUAAUAAGCACAGACUGGAUGGUGUCGCCUUGCUAACUUUGACUGAAUAUGAUUUACGCUGCCCACCUUUAGAACUGAAAGUGUUGGGCGAUAUUAAAAGGUUAAUGGUAUCUAUUCGGAAACUACAAAAACAGCACAAAGAUGUCUUGGCAGAGAUGGGCUAUGCAAGUGAUGAAUGCUUUCCUGGUACUGUUGCAUGUGCCACUAAUUGUGCACAAAGCAAGGACUGCCAGUGUAACGGUGUGGAACAUCUUGGGGACAGUGGUUCUGGUGGAGACUUGAGUACUGAACAAUAUCAGAAUGGUAAAUACUACAAACAUCAAACACGGCGACUCGACCCAGAGUUCUGGAAGACUAUUUUGAGUUCUAUUUAUGUAUUCAUAGUCUUUGGGUUUACAUCGAUUGUCAUGGUAAUAGUUCAUGAACGUGUCCCUGACAUGCAAACUUAUCCACCCCUACCAGACAUAUUCUUGGAUAGUGUCCCAAGGAUACCAUGGGCAUUUGCAAUGGCUGAGGUCUGUGGUGUUGUUCUGUGCACUAUCUGGCUGUUGCUGCUGCUACUUCAUAAGCACAGGUCUAUCCUCCUCCGUCGCAUGUGUAGCCUGAUGGGAACAGUGUUCCUAUUACGCUGUGUUACUAUGUUUGUCACCUCACUCUCUGUGCCUGGCCAUCACCUACAAUGUUCUGGAAAAUUAUAUGGAGACAUGUGGGCCAAGUUUCAAAGGGCACUGGCAAUUUGGAGUGGUUUUGGAAUGACACUAACAGGCGUGCACACUUGUGGAGACUACAUGUUCAGCGGCCACACUGUUGUCCUUACCAUGCUUAACUUCUUUGUCACGGAAUAUACACCAAGAAGCUGGAACUUCUUGCACACCCUGUCUUGGGUAAUGAACCUGUUUGGAAUCUUCUUCAUCCUUGCUGCGCACGAACAUUACUCAAUUGAUGUCUUCAUUGCGUUUUAUAUCACCACAAGACUUUUUUUGUAUUACCACACACUAGCCAACACUCGAGCAUAUCAACACAGUCGAAGGGCAAGGAUUUGGUUUCCAAUGUUUUCAUUCUUUGAAUGCAAUGUCAAUGGCCCUGUACCAAAUGAAUAUAGUUGGCCACUUUCUCGACCAAGAUUAUUGAAAAGAUUAAUUGGAUAAGUGGUAAUCCACCUCAGCCAGUUACUUAGUUGGAUAAACCAAAAAUUAAGAAAUAACUGGUUUUGUACAAAAGAUUCAGAUAAUCAGUACAAGCCAGAUACAAAUGUGAAGGAGGACGAGGCUUAGAUAUAGUUGGCGGUUUGUUUGGCUCAUGGUAAGUCCACCAAAUUGAAAUUUUGCUUUUCUUUUACCCCAAAUAUGUCAACUCCGUUAAUUGGGAAUCUUUACUCCUGUUGGUGGGCUUAUGUGGUUUGUUUUGAACAGAGGAGCAGCCACCCAAUAAUGUAAGCUCUCCUGAUGGGCAUCAGGCAACCAGUUUUGCUGGUAAUGUAAAAGCAGCAAGCCCACAAGAACUGAUGCUGCUAAAUUUAAAAUAAGCUUUUCUACCCUGAAGAAAGUGUAUUAAAAUGAAGCCAGUGACUACUUGUCUUGUGCAAAGAUUGGCAUUCGAAUUCUUUAGCAGAAGUUUUCUGAUGGACUUUUCUUUAUUGAGGAUGUUUGUUCAAAGAUUCCCUUUGGCAGUGUUUCUCAUUGGGUUUUAUUUCAGGGAAAUCAAAGUUUGCACUUGUUUGAGGAAACACUGUAAAGAAUUGUGGGAAACCUGUAAGAACAUUUUAACAAGCGUCCUCAUUCUACUAUUUGACCGUGAAUUGCACGAAAUAUGUUCCUAAAGCAAUAAAAAAAAAGUUUUGUCCAAUACUGGUUCCUUCAGGGGUGUAACUGAAUGUGAUAGUCUUCAUCUUUACUUGGAGCUGCUCAUUUGUUACCUACAGCUUCAGCCCUUUGUAGACUUUGAAAUUUACAGGCAGUAUUAAUAAUCUCUCAGAAAUCUGACAUGCACUCAGAAAAAACACUCAAGAACUACUUGUAAUGUUUACGAUGUUGUGUAGUUUAUUAGAAUACACUAUUUACAAUUUAAAAUGUUUGACUUAUCUAAACCAUAAUUAGGCAUUAUUUAUAAAAUAAUUCAGUAGUUCUAAUCAACUUUGAUGUUAUUGGAUAGUUUACACAAUCCACUUCUAGAGAGUAGAAUCCUUUCUCUAACAUAGGGGAAGUUGUGAUAGUACUUAACCUCUAGUAACUUGUCAAAAGUACUACUUUCAUGUUGACUUGCAGACUAGGGAGUAUUUUGCUUGUGAACUAGUAUGCAGUUGUAAGACACCAGGCAUAUAUUACAGAUCCAAAAAUUAAAAAUGAAUGUUUUUUUUAAACAGUUGUAAGAAACUGACAAACCAGGUAACAUUUUUCUUCAGUGAGUCAUUAUCAUAAUUUACAGGUUAAUUUGAUUAGAUGAUAACAUUAGCACACAGCAUGAAAGGUAGACCCUCAUGUCUAUUUUGCCAUUCAGUAAGAUUGAGGCUGAUCAUCACCACUUUCCUACACUAUCCUGAUAUCCCUUGAUUCCCUUAGUAUCCAAGAAUCUACCAAUCUCUGUCUUGAAUAUACUCAGUGACUUCCAUAACCUUCUUGGCUGGAGAAUUCUAAAGAUUCACAACCCACUGGGUGGGAAAAAAACUCUUCUUAGUCCCUAAUGGCUGACCCCUUAUUUUGAGAUGGCGAUCCUGGGUCCUGGAAACCUAAGCCAGGGGAGACAUCAUUCCAGUAUCUACCAUGUCAAAUGCCAUCAGAAUUAUGUAUGUUUCAUUGAGAUCACCUCUUAUUCUGAACUCUAGAGGAUACCAGCCCAGUCUGUUUAAUGUCUGCUCUAGGACAAUCCCCUCCAAUGUCUAGAGUCAAUCGGACAAAGCUCCAUUGCACUCCCUCUGUCACAUGUACAUCCUUGGCUAGGGGGACAAGACGUGGACGUGGUAUUCCAGGUGCCGUCUUGCCAUAGCCCUACGUGAUUGCAUUAAGAUGUCUUUACUCUUGUACAGCAAUAAAGAUAACAUGCUGUUUGCCUUCCUACCUCAUUACUUACUCUAUCUGCAUGUUGACUUUCACUGAUUUGUGUACGAGGACACCCAGGACCCCUUGAGCACCAACACCUUUCAGUCUCUCACUAUUUAAAAAUACUCUUUCAAUUUUUUUUCCUGAUCAAAGUGGAUGACCUCACCUAUUUCUAAAGUAUAUUCUGCCAUGUUCUUGCCCAUUCACUUAACCAAUCUUAUUCCCCGAAGCCUCGCUGCAUCCUCAUGAUCCACAUUGCCACCACACUGUUUCAUCAGCAGAAGAGGACAUUCCAUGAAAGCAGACACAAAAUAUUUGUUUAAUUUCUCUGCCAUCUUCUUAUUCCCAAUAUGAUUUAUCCUGUCACAUUUUGAGAGGGGCCCAUAUUAAUUUUUGCUCUUUUUUUUACAUACCUAUAGAAACGUUUACAGGCAGAUUUAUGUUUUUAAAUAAAUUUACUAUUUCCAUAGCUUUAAAAAAAGAGAAAUUUAAGGAUUGAUAUGUUUCUCAGUUUUUUUAUGACAAUUUUGGAAGCAUCUGUGUGCACGUUGAUAACCAUAGCUGUAUUUUAGAAUCAGACUUGUUAUAGCAUGAAAGGAGGCCAACUGACCCAUCAAGUCCAUUCUAGCUCUUUGCAAACACAGGGAGACACAAGGGACUGCAGAUAUUUUGCUAAAACAAUCCAGCUUGUUUCCCCUCCUUGUUCUCUCCUCCCACCCCUGUCAAUUCCUUUCUUUCAGAUGAUUACCCAGCUCCUUUUGAACACUAUCAUUGAAUCUGCAUCCAUUGGCAGUGCAUACCAAACCCCAACCACUUACGUAAAAACAAUCCUUGUGUCAUUCAGCUCUUUUGCCAAUCACCGCUCUUUUGCCAAUCACCACUGUUUGUGCCAGAGUUCUUGAUCAGUCUGCCAGUAAAACCAUUUCUAUCUGUCCUAUGUGAUUUAAGAUGACACCGACAGAUCGAAUCACAGGUACUUCUGUUCCUCGAAGAACAGCCCCAGCUUCUGCAGCAAAAACCAAAAACAAACUGCUUGAGGAACUCAGUGGGUCAAGCAGCAUCUGUCAUGACCCUACAGAUUUGUUUGCUCCAGAUUUCAGCAUCUGCAGUAUCUUGUGUCUCCAGUCUCUGCACAUAACCAACGUUGCUUGUCCUUGUAGUCAUUUUGGUAAAUCUCUUGUUGAGGCUGAACCUGUGUUAUAUAAAGUUCAUUAUGAUUUCCUUGUUUGGAUAUGCCGUACCUUCGUCAUAAAGCCCAGGGUCCUGUAUGACUUUUGCACCACUUUCUUAACCUACCCCUUUUAACAAGUUGUGCACAUGUACCCCAGAUGUUUCUGUCCUUGUAUCCAUUUAGAAUCGUGCCCUCAUUUGUGUUCACUCUUAUUUAUCCUACCGAAAUAUAAUGCUUGACACUUCUCAGCAUCACAUUUCAUCUGAUAUGUUUACUCCCUUUCCACCAUCUUUCUAUAUCCCCUUGCGGUCUUGUACCAUCCUUGUCGGGGUUCACUAUGGUAUUCGCUACUGUAUUAUUAGAAAAGAGGUGAUGUCAAUACAACAAAUGACCAGUGGUCUCUUUUCAUUGCUAGAUCUGUUCAUCAGCACAUUGCUCCCACCUAGAUCAAAACUGAAGCGUCACAAUUUGAAUUUCUGCUUCAUGUCUUGAUGCAGUAAGUAAUGCCUGGUUGCCAGAAAUGUAUGGAACACUUAAUGUGUUGCAAUUACAAAGCUGAUCCGUAAUCGCCUAGAACUGGAACUCUUGCCUGGCCUUGUUCAAAAAAUGGUUGCAGAUAAAUAACCAGGUAUCACGGCAUUACAGCACAUUUGAAUUUGUUUUUUUACCAAAUGCACAGCUCAGUUACUUAGGUAAUAAAUUGAAGAGGAAAGAGUGGAUGAUCAUAGAAGCCUUUUAUAGGUAGAGAAGCCAUCUGUGGGAUUCAUGCGUACGGAUGAACACUGUCUGGGUCGUACACGUUUACAUUCCCACUUCUGUCGAUUAGCAUCUUUCUAAUGACCCAGAGUUCAGAUUCUGUACAGCCUGAAUUUUCAUCCCCUGAAUGGUGUGCAUUACCAGAUCUUCAGAGGAGAGUGCCUGCUUAUAGAAUUUUAGCUAUAGAAGGAUGAAGUGACAGUUGCCAAUGAGAGAGUAUUUUGCAUGCACUGAGAAACUUAACUACUUAAAAUUUCUUCAUAGUUACAUUUUUAGGUAAAUUCAUAAUAACUGGUUGUGCUAUCAUGUGGCUGUCCUACAGAAGGUUAUUUGUAUUCAUAAGUAUUGCUAAAUAUUUUUGAUAUUGAGGUGUUAUUCUCCUGAUCUUCCUGUGUCAAUUCCCCCAGAUUCCUGUUUUAAUUCAUAAAUAGAGCUCUGUGCAGCAUCACAAGGGUUUAAACCUUUUCUGUCCAUUUGUUGGGAACGUUAUUCUUCCUUCGCCUUGCUUUGAGCAACAUUCCAUGGUUAACAGCAGCUUAGGUUCUGAUUGAACACUCCAUAUGAGGUUUCACACUGUUUAUCAGCACUAAUUUUCCCUUUGUAGACUCUGUGUGACUGCACUCUUGCCUUGUUCUGCCAGUAGGUUGCUCUACCUGAUUCAUUGCUAGAUUCAAAGGUUGGUUUUAUUGUUAUCUCCUUGCAGCUUUGUGAAAGGGCAGUGAAUUAUGUCAGGUUGUGAACAAACUAAAGCAACAGGUCCCAAGUUACAGAAUGCAGGAAUGAAAUUCUGCUUAUUAAAGGUACUCACUGUCACUGCAUUGUAAAUGUUUAAUGGGUGAAACUUAACUCUUUAAAAUCCUUUCAUUCUAUAAAUAUUAAAAACUUACACUUGGCUGAAAAUUUGCUACUGGAAUUGCGCUAAGUUUGAUCUGAAACGUUGUCCACUUGCCAAUAAUUCUGCAAGUUUGCAAAGUGAGAUGUAAGUAAUUCCAUCCUGUUUUCCUGCUUUAGAAUGAAUGGUUGGCAAGGGGUUUUGUUGUGUGGAGCUCGUUCUUCCUCAUGCCCAUCCCCAUGAGUCUCUCAUUAAACUGGGGAUAUUGUGAAUGUUCAGUGUCCCCUACUUAAUGUCACUAGAGCCAAACUUUGACCCACAGAACAGAUUUUUACCCAAGAUAUCCACUUCCUUCAGCUGUUUGGCUGCAGAAAGUCGCUAAGUGAGGGGUAGUGGUAUAAUCUAACACAUCACCUGUUAAUGAGCAUUCUGUGACUAUUUGGUUCUUGUUGCUGAAGGACCUCGCACAACUGGAAGCUUCUAAUGAUCUCUGAGAUGUAUUUGCUGAUGAUAGGUUUGUGGGGACCCUGAUACUCCUGCAGCGCUGUAGCAUGCAUCUUUUUUUGUUCCUCCUCACUGGCAUCGGUCAUUGCACACAUUAAUCUGAUAAACCCCCAUCCCCAAGGCUUUCACAAAGGUCUUCAGUUGGGGGCAGUUCUGGAUGAUUCUGCUAAUGAGAAUUGUUUGGGAGGGGGUGGAAAUUGAACCUAUGGCAGUUUCCAAAGACAGGUCUACCUGAUCGAAGAGCUUUCCUUGGGGAGCAUAAUAAGAAUCACUUCAGUUAAAAAUGGUCAGAUUAAACUGUUUCUUUGUGAUGCACAAUGUAUGAUGAAACAAAUUUAUUCUGUCUGCCAACUGACACCAGUGUGAUCCUUAAUUAUUGAUACCUUGAUUUCAAAUGUACAAGUUAUUCUAGUCCUGCUAUGUAAAGUUGGGUAAGAAAACUGCCAAUUUAUGAGGUAAAAUGUUAGUGACUUCCGAAUUCAAAUGGGCGAGCUCGGAAAUUAUAUUCCUGAUUUUACAAUGAUCUAAAGUUGAGCUCCAAACGUUGAGUGACUGCAAGUGCUUUAUAUUCCUUGGGUCUGUCCUCCUGUGCCACUCACUCCCUAGCCUGAAUGGACAUCUUCCUGCAAUGACCUCUUAUAUUCCCUGCUUGAAAAAGAACUCCUUUAAUUGAAUCCUGGUCAAGGUGAAAUUAGCAAAGAGAGAAACCAAAGAAAAUGAGCCAGUUAAGGACUGUAAUAACCAUUUAUACUGUGUAAACCUUGUGGGCAGCUCACUGUUGUCUUCUUGAAGCCAUUUAGAGGUGCUGACCCUGCCAGUGUGCCCAUGUCCCAAGGACGAGCAGAUGUUACUUGUGCCAUCCGAGUGAACUUCUGGCCUUACACUACAAGAAUAUGAUUCAAUGAGGUGAAAUAGCCUAAUGUUGAAUAAGAUUACAGGCUUAAAGAAAACAUUCAAUAUCAAAAAAUCAAAUUUAGUUCAGACUGGAUGUGUGCACAUGUGUGUGUGAGAGACUGUACAAUUCAUGUGUUUGAGGUAAACCAAUAAAAUUAGAUAGCUUCUGAACUUUUUUCUUACAAUCACCCAAUUAAUUACCUUUUUAUAAAUUAUAUAGAUAUACAAAAAACCCCAUUAUAAAAAAAAACUCUUAAUGGACUGUUUACUUUAAGGUUUUAAGUACUAUUCAGUAUUACUGGUAUUUAAUAAGGUCAAAUCAGAGGUAUUUAAUGUUUACAUUUGUAUUUUGUUCAACUAAAAGUAAUAAAGGAGACGGUAAAAUGGCAGCGUUUUGCAGCGUUCUGUGCAUCAGCUCUGUGUGAUUCCAUCUUUAUAAUGAUGCCGUUUGUUGGCUUUUGCUGACGUCUAGUAACAAUUCCAGAAUGUUUUUGUGUAGAAUUUCUGAAUAAAUUUGUUCCAUACU
Pristis pectinata (smalltooth sawfish) is the source of this 8037-nucleotide messenger RNA. It is a transcript of the gene samd8a, whose product is annotated as sterile alpha motif domain containing 8. Bases 223 to 1467 code for a protein of 414 amino acids. The record is from RefSeq and is a predicted model, not a curated record. Gene Ontology annotation, biological process: ceramide biosynthetic process. The transcript has 6 exons. NCBI's taxonomy places the organism in Eukaryota, Metazoa, Chordata, Chondrichthyes, Rhinopristiformes, Pristidae. Gene Ontology annotation, cellular component: Golgi membrane; endoplasmic reticulum membrane. Gene Ontology annotation, molecular function: protein binding; ceramide cholinephosphotransferase activity; sphingomyelin synthase activity.